Molecule: messenger RNA, 2046 nt
Organism: Talaromyces rugulosus
Lineage: Eukaryota; Fungi; Ascomycota; Eurotiomycetes; Eurotiales; Trichocomaceae
Exons: 3
Coding region: 1-2046 (681 amino acids)
Biological process (GO): positive regulation of transcription from RNA polymerase II promoter by galactose; DNA-templated transcription
Cellular component (GO): nucleus
Molecular function (GO): RNA polymerase II cis-regulatory region sequence-specific DNA binding; zinc ion binding; DNA-binding transcription factor activity, RNA polymerase II-specific
Source: RefSeq, a predicted model, not a curated record
AUGGAGGACCAAAAUGAGAACAGAGCAUCUUCGCAGGAGAACCUGUCAACGACACCGACAGAGACCCAAGAAGAUGCUCCGAAAGUAUCAAAGAAACGUCGCCGCGUUCCCAUUGCGUGCGCGAACUGUCGCAUGCGCAAAACAAAAUGUGAUCAUAUCGUCCCAAAGAACGCUCCGGAUAGUUCGCCCUCAGGGCUGACCACUGGUGCUUAUGACUACAUUCGCUCUCUAGAAUAUAAGGUCAAGCAGUACGAGACCCAGCUGAGAGACCUGCAGCAAGAGACUAUGCAGCGCUUCAUUCCCGACAUUGCCAGGACACUACCUCUUCCAAAAACCCAAGAUUCGUCGCCUCCAAGAGAUCUAUGGCCAAAGGCUUCAAACCCACUACCGCCAGUUCAGGGCGCAGUAACCAUCACGGCUGCAAGCCCAUCGCUAUUUCUGGGAGGCAAUGGCGGCGCCAUAUCGUUUACUCAACUGAUUCUAAAUGCCAUGAACCCAGGUGCUCCUGACAGAAUCCAGUCAUCGAAUCAGCUUUUUCCAUCACCUCGCGAUCCGUCCAGAGAGAUGCCCGAUACCAAACUUUAUGACUUACCCCCUGAUGCGCGCGAACUUAUCCAAAGAUAUUUUGACUUUCACUACGUGUUAACUCCAAUUUUUCACCUACCAUCGAUAAUCACUCGAUUCGAACAAGUAUUCAUCUCAGAAAGAUCUCGGAGACACGAGUAUGCCUAUACACUGGCCAUCAUUAACAUGAUUUGUGCCAUCGCCACUGCCCAUCGACGGACUGGAGUCGAAACCUCAACGAUCCACACUCGGAAACUCUACGACCGUGCUAUGGCGCUUCUUGGACCGGCUUUGUUUUAUGAUUGGUCUAUCGAAAAAGUGCAAAUCUUACUGUUAGGCGCACGUUACCUCCAAAGCUCAAACUUCCCCGACGAAUGCUGGACCGUUCUCGGCUUGGCCAUCAGAAUUGCUCACGGACUAGAACUCCACCUUCCGCCCCCUGAAAACACAGACUGCAUUACGAAGGAAGUAAGAAAACGUCUAUGGUAUGCCUGCUAUACGACUGAUCAGCACCUUUGCUCUAUUUACGGACGCCCGACGACCACCUCGUCCAAUACGUUUUCCACCCCUCUGCCCGAAGAUCUGGACGACAACUACAUCACGCAUUCUCGGCUUUUGUAUCCCCCCACACCCACCGUAUCGGCGGUCACUCUUUCCAUACACAAUGCGAAACUGUAUAGAAUCAUGGAGAUGGCAGCUGCACUAGUCGACCCGCCAAUGGAGAAGGUGGUCGAGCUGGAUGAAUUAUACGAAGUGUGGUUUUCUCAAGUUCCGGCAGCAUUCAAAGUUUAUGAACGGGAAACGAUCGAAGAUGAUCAAAGCCUGAUCUUGGCCAUGAGGGCCAAUAUGGUCCGGAUCCUCAUUCAUCGACACUCUGUAGUAAUGUCGCUCAGCCUACUUUCCCAUGGCGAAAAGAUCAUCCGUCCUUUGGACGGUAUUCGAGCCAGCAUGAUGCAGAACAGCAGGCAGAUUUGUGUGCGGACAGCAGAGGAAACAAUUCGACUUGUGGGCCACCGCCACGAUAGGACAAAGAAAGCGGCUGGUCCAAGCUGGUGGAACCUAUACUACUUAUUCAACGCCAUCCUUAUAAUUGCGUCCCACGUGGUUGAUCCGGAAUUUCACACCGACAAAGAAGCGCUCUCUCACUUGGAAGAGGGAAUGCGGAUGAUCGGACAAAUGAGCGCAAACCACACCGCUGCUCAGCGAGCCCAUAUCUUUUUGCGCCAAUUGCUCGAUAUAGUCGAGCGAACGUUACCGCAACAAGAUCGAAGACAAGGAGGAUUAAUCCCACCCAUGUUGAACGGGCACCCAGCUUCGGCGGUUAAUGGCAUCGCAGGCCUCCAAGACCGCCCGCCAAAGGAAUUUAUGCAGCUGUGGGACAGCACUGAGCAUUUGACGACAUCGUUGGGAUCGCACCUGGAGUUCUACUCCGGUUUAGGCUCGGGCAUGUGGUCCUGGGGUGCAUCGAAUGACCGUAUAUAG